Messenger RNA from Theobroma umbraticum, 1706 nucleotides. RefSeq names its product epi-neemfruitin B synthase L1AT-like. NCBI's taxonomy places the organism in Eukaryota, Viridiplantae, Streptophyta, Magnoliopsida, Malvales, Malvaceae. The record is from RefSeq and is a predicted model, not a curated record.
UUUUACUAUAUUAUAUUAUUUAUUUUUAUUUUUGGUUUUUUUUUUAAGAAAUAGGUGUCUACAAAGCCGCAUCAAUAUAACCGGACGUUCUAUAAGCCAUUGAGCGGCUAGAGAUCUAUGAGUUCAUCGAAUUGUAAUAAGGAGAUGAAAGUUCAGAUUAUCUCUAGAGAAACCAUUAAGCCGUCUUCUCCAACUCCGCACCACCUACGAACACAUAGGCUCUCUCUUUUUGAUCAGCUAGCGCCUCCUCUUUACAUCCCAAUUCUUCUUUUCUACUCAGCUACUAGUGAAACCAAUCCUAGCAAAAAGUCUGAUCUCCUCAAGGAUUCCCUCUCCAAAAUAUUAACUCACUUCUACCCAUUUGCAGGACGAAUCAAGGAAGGUUGCACUAUCGACUGUAAUGAUCAUGGUGCCGCCUAUGUUGAAGCUCAGGUAGACUCUGACAUGUUCCUGCUCCUUAAAGAACCGGGGAUUGAUCUGCUGCUACAGCUACUCCCUUGCGAUCCACUGGAAAAGUUACCUGAACCAAGUGCUCAGGUUAUCCUAGCUGUUCAGGUCAAUUACUUUGCUUGUGGUGGCAUGGCAAUCUGUGUCUGUGUUAGGCAUGUGGUAGCUGAUGCAUCAGCCGCUGCCGCCUUUGUUAAAAGCUGGGCUGCAGUAGCUAGUGGCGUCGAUAUAGUACUCGAUGCUGUGAUUUAUGACUGCACAUCUCUCUUUCCUCCACAAGAUUUAUCAGGCUUAUGGAAGACCAUUGAAAAGAGUCGGAAUGUGCUGCUAGCGGAAGUUGUGACAAAGAGGUUCAUUUUUGAUGGCUCUAAGAUAGCCGCUUUAAGAAAUGAAAUUGGCAAUGGGCUGAGUCUGUAUCGUCCAACACGUGUUGAGGCUCUGUCCUCGCUCAUUUGGAACGCCAUAAUAGCCGGUCACACAGAAGAGGGCGAAAUAGUUCCCAUGCAUGUGGCGACAACUGCUAUGAAUCUGCGAAAGAGAAUGAAUCCGCCAUUGCCGCAACUGUGUAUGGGAAACAUCUACCAUAUAACCAUGGCGAAUUUAUCCAUGGCAAAAACCAAGAGCCUCAGCAGUUUAGCGGAAAAAAUCCACGAAUCAAUAUUGAAGAUCGACGAUAAGUUUGUUAGGCAGUAUUUUGGAAGUGGUGCACACUUGAAUGUGGUGAAAAACAUGGCUGCAGAAGUUGGAAAGAGUUCAAAAGCAGGGCUGUUUAACUUCAGUAGUUGGUGCAGAUUUCCAUUUUAUGAAACUGAUUUUGGAUGGGGAAAGCCUGUUUGGUUUGCAACUGCCCUGAGGCUUAACAAGCUUGCCAUUUUCUUGGAUACCAGAGAUGGUAAGGGCAUUGAAGCAUGGAUAGGAUUGACAAAGGAAGAAAUGACAAAGCUUGAACAAGACCCUGGAAUUCUUGCUUAUGCUUCUAUCAAUCCAAGCAUAUGAGGGUUCAGCUACUCAUAUAAACUUGGAAAAAAAAGAUCACUGCAUCAAAGUUCUCUUUCUUGAAUCUUUGAAAGAGGCUCCAAAAGUGCUUUCGUAUUUCUUGUAAAUUACUCUUGCUUAUUUUCUCAACAUCCGUGAUUAGCAACUUGUAGUUGAAGGGUAUCUAGCUGGUAAGUGCCAGAGAUAUGUAUUGCAAGUCAUCUAGCCUGUACAAUUCCAAGUAAUUCAGUCUUGAAUAAAGAAAUGAUGCUCUUUUCCUGUUA